CCAGCUUAUUUCAAAUCUUGGGGUUUUUGGUUGUUUUGAAGCCCAUCCAUCUCUCGAGCUGGAAACCGAAUAGGCGUGAAGGCGGUGGCGGCAGCCGCCGGAGCACGGUGCGAACGACUCUGUAACUAGAAAAUUACUUAAAAUGGCAGACAAGGCUGUGACUAUCAGAACAAGGAAGUUCAUGACAAAUCGUCUUCUGUCCAGGAAGCAAUUUGUAAUUGACGUGCUGCAUCCGGGAAGAGCUAACGUUUCAAAGGCUGAGUUGAAGGAGAAAUUGGGUCGGAUGUAUGAGGUCAAAGAUCCUAAUUCCAUCUUCGUAUUCAAGUUCCGGACUCAUUUUGGUGGAGGCAAAUCAACUGGCUUUGGCUUGAUAUAUGAUUCAGUUGAGAGUGCUAAGAAAUUUGAGCCUAAAUACAGGCUGAUCAGGAACGGUCUUGCUACCAAGGUUGAGAAGUCGAGGAAGCAGAUGAAGGAGAGGAAGAACAGGGCUAAGAAAGUUCGUGGUGUCAAGAAGACCAAGGCCGGAGAUGCUGCCAAGGGCGGAAAGAAGAAAUAAUUAAAUCUCUUAGUGUAUAUAUAUAUAGAGAGAGAGAGAGAGAGAGAGUUAUCUUCGUUAGGAUUGACAUAUAUUGCCAUGCAAUAUUGUGGAUGGUAUAAUGAAAGAGGCUGAGUCCCCACUACUAUUAUUUGUAGUUUGUACCUUCCAUCCCAUAUAAACUAUAUAUUCAUUUAUGAGUGCACCA
Andrographis paniculata is the source of this 743-nucleotide messenger RNA. RefSeq names its product 40S ribosomal protein S24-1-like. Gene Ontology annotation, biological process: translation. Gene Ontology annotation, molecular function: structural constituent of ribosome. The record is from RefSeq and is a predicted model, not a curated record. Bases 143 to 556 code for a protein of 137 amino acids. NCBI's taxonomy places the organism in Eukaryota, Viridiplantae, Streptophyta, Magnoliopsida, Lamiales, Acanthaceae. The transcript has 6 exons. Gene Ontology annotation, cellular component: ribosome.